Molecule: messenger RNA, 819 nt
Organism: Tribolium madens (black flour beetle)
Lineage: Eukaryota; Metazoa; Arthropoda; Insecta; Coleoptera; Tenebrionidae
Product: adult-specific cuticular protein ACP-20-like
Exons: 3
Coding region: 270-722 (150 amino acids)
Cellular component (GO): extracellular matrix
Source: RefSeq, a predicted model, not a curated record
UUGUUAAUUCAGAUUCAAAUUUAGAUAAUUAAUUUUUUAUGGUAAGAUUAUGAUUGUGUUUUGAAACUUACGUGUGUGUCGGUGCCUUAUAACGCUAGCUUUAGUAUCUUAGUACUUGUGUUGUGUUGUAAAAUGUUUGUCUUACGUUGUCUUAGUUUGUGAGAUAAUAAAACCCUAAUAGCAUUAUUCAUCCUAUGUGCUCAUAAACACAAUAUGAAUGGGCGACGAAGACAGUGAAAUAAAAAUUUUCGUCGAAUUUGAACAUUUUUAUGCAAGUAGUGGAACAUAACCUCACAGCAGUCACAGCGAUCUCACAUUCAAGGGAUAGUAGGGACACAUGUAAGAUUUUGUGCACUUUUGCCCUGUUUGCUGUCGCCCUCGCCGGUCAUCAUCAUUUGGAAGACAAUGGCCCAGCAUUCUACAAAUUUGAGUACGGCGUUCACGAUCCCCACACCGGGGAUAAAAAAUCCCAGUACGAGCAUAGAGACGGCAAACAUGUAAAAGGCGGCUACACGUUGAAGGAAGCUGAUGGUACUACACGUAUCGUAGAGUACCAUGCUGGUCCUCACGGUGGGUUCAAUGCAGUUGUUAAGAGAAUAGGUCAUGCUCAACAUCCCGCUCAUUACGGACAUGGACAUGGACAUGGUGGGCAUGGUCAGGGUUACGGUCAUGGUGGUACUAGCUACGUUGGUACUACUCAUUUCGGCUAUGGCGGACAUUAGUGGUUCUUGUGAUUUUGUUAUACCAAAGCAAAUGUUGAUUUGUUAAGUUUGAUUUGUACCAAAUGUAUUAAAAUAAAGCAAUAAUUAUCUUUAAAAA